ACCCGUGAGCCUCAGCAGCCGUUGCUAUAGCGACCAGGCCAGUCGCAGGCGCGAAUCAGAACGCUUAUUCAACAAAGAUGAGUCGUUGAGUCCUUUCACAGUCUAUGGUUAAAACUAUCUGGUAGUUUAUUCCGUUUAUAUCAUCCAGGACAGCACAAAGAGACAGAGGCCGCCGAGUUACAGCUUCCAGACGCCGCGGAGGACGAACUCUGAGCGGGAGCGGGUCAAACUCCAGAUGGCGGUUAACAGCUUCGCAUUGUGAACAUCACGCAGCUAACGUCAGAUCCUGCAGGUGAAAUGGGUUCACCUGGUGGCCCUAAAGUCUGUGGCUCAGCCUCCAUCCACAUGCGGAGAUCCCAGCUUCUUUACCAGCGGUUUCUGACCGAUGCCGCCGCUGGCCUCACUUUCUCCCAUGACAUAAUGGCGGAGCUCGAUGCAGACAGCACCUCCUACAGCCAAGCCGACUUCCGGCAGUUAUUCAGGCCCACGGGAGUCCUGGAACCAGCCGCCAAGAGGACGACACAAGACAGGAAACUUUCUAGAUUGCCUCCAAGGCCAAAGAACCCACAGGUUCUGCCGAGGUUACUGGGAUUCAGAGGGUUACUGCAGUCUGUGGAUCGUUCGCCUCCUCGGCCGCAGGGCGUACAGCUGCUGCAGAGCUCCAGCACGGGAAACAGGGGGACAGCAGUCACUGGUGAUAACCACUAUGUGGAGGAGGCUUCAGGUUCAGGCAAACCCGUCCAAAAGGUGGCUCACCAGAGUCAUGACCAGAUCACCUCAGAUGACUCAAAGUACCACAUUAACCAGCAGAGGAGGUCCUCCCCAGCCCCGGACACAAUGACCACACACGCCAACAAGACCCAGACUGUUGGGACUGUGUUGGCUGUUGAUCAGGAGCGUUCGUCCUCGGUGGUGGAUGACGCCGUGUGGAGAGACCAGAUAGCGGCCGCUGACUGCCGACCCGACUCCCGUGUCCUCAACAACACUGUCCUGCAAGACUCUGUAAGUUCGGAUGCUGAUGGUUGGAUGGCUGCACAGUGUUUAGCCCUGGAUGGAGACGACAGUAGGGUGGUCAUCCAGAGAAUUUUAGCACAACUCUUCCUCUGCCAGGACCAGCCAGACUCCCAGGACCAUCUCCCUGGCCCCCAGGAUCAUCUCCCUGGCCCCCAGGACCAUCUCCCUGGCUCCCGGGACCAACUCCCUGACACCCAGAACCAACUCCCUGACACCAAGGACCAACUCCCUGACACCAAGGACCAACUCCCUGACCCCCAGGACCAACUCCCUGACCCCCAGGACCAACUCCCUGACACCAAGGACCAACUCCCUGACACCAAGGACCAACUCCCUGACCCCCAGGACCAACUCCCUGACACCAAGGACCAACUCCCUGACACCAAGGACCAACUCCCUGACCCCCAGGACCAACUCCCUGACCCCCAGGACCAACUCCCUGACACCAAGGACCAACUCCCUGACACCAAGGACCAACUCCCUGACCCCCAGGACCAACUCCCUGACACCAAGGACCAACUCCCUGACACCAAGGACCAACUCCCUGACCCCCAGGACCAACUCCCUGACACCCAGGACCAACUCCCUGACACCCAGCUGGUGGUGUCACUGCUUACCCACUUCACCAGCGAGACGACUCUUGUGCGUUCCCUGCUGGCAGAGCAUCUGAACCGUUCUGAAUAUAGAACCAGACUGUUGGCCUGUAACACUCUAUCAGGCCUCAAGUGGCCCAUCAAUAAGGAUGUUGUGCACAAACUGACCCACUUGAUGUGUAACGACCAAAGCUACCUGGUGUGCCUCGCCGCUGCGGAGACGCUUAUGACUCUGGGAAAGGUGCAGGACGUUCACAAUGAAUUAAGGUUGAAGCUGGAGGAGCCGCGAGGACUCCAGAGCAGAAUUGAAGCUCUGGAUCUCAUCAGCCGCCUGAAGAUCACAACAGCAAAGCUGCUCGAGCCCGUUGUGUCCUGCCUCAGUGACGAGGUCGUUACUGUCCGAAAGCAGGCCUGCGUGACGGCUGCGUCUCUGCUGCUGAAGGAUGAGAUGGUUGUGAGACGACUGCUGGAGCUGGUGGAGGACGACCCGGCACAGGAGGUCCGGCUGUCUGCCAUCAACGCUGUGGGUGCGCUGGGUUUGUCAGCAGCGGGCGUGCAGGAGACGCUGCUGCGCUGCGUGGAGACAGAGGAGGAGGCGGAGCUGCAGCUCGCCGCCCGCCAGCUGCUGCACAGCUCACAGCAGCCUUCAGACGAGCUGCAGGGCGACGAUCAGCCCAGCGGACGCAGGUUGAUGAAGGAGGAGGAAGAGGAACACCGCGACACUCUGUUCAGUCUGCAGAUGAAGCGUCAGUGUGAGCUGCGACUGCUCACAGAGAAAGUGUUGCUGUUGGAGAAGCUGCAGGAUCAAAGUUGUCCAGGACGCCGUCUGCAGCGCGCCACGCUGGCCCUGCUGCUGACUCAGCGAUACAGACAGACAGACGAUGCAGUGACGCCGACGCCAACAGCAGAAAAAACACUUUUACAAUCAAAACUUUAUUUCUGUAAACACAAAUAAUUCAUACUGGAGGUG
This is a messenger RNA of Thunnus maccoyii (southern bluefin tuna), 2577 nucleotides long. It is a transcript of the gene heatr4, whose product is annotated as HEAT repeat containing 4. Lineage: Eukaryota; Metazoa; Chordata; Actinopteri; Scombriformes; Scombridae. The record is from RefSeq and is a predicted model, not a curated record. The coding region runs from base 298 to 2562 and encodes 754 amino acids. The transcript has 12 exons.